UGUUUUGUGGAGAUUUCUCCAUUCUCACAGAAGCCGAAGGUGACCCAGAGCAUCAUCGCCAAAUGCACCCAAUCCAAGCGUGUGCAAUUGAGUGUUCUGCCGCCCUUUGACUUUUCCUGGCGGAUCUUAUCGCUACAGCACGCCCUGAUCACCACCGUUAUCCCGGACAAGCCGUUUGUUCUAGAGGCCAGUUUACGAAAUGCAUCACCCUGGAACAUCGAAAUCGCAUACGCGAAGCCUGUUUUAGGUCCUGGUGUUGAUUUCCUGGAUGGGAAAAGUGACCCUCAACUCACUAACGUUUGCCUACAAUCUUCCGAGGUUGCCACUGGUGUGCAGGUGCUUAUAGUUCUGGACAAUAAUGCGAAUACUGAUUUUGUGAACCUUGGUCAUUAUGUUGCGCGCUGGCGGCGGUAA
Molecule: messenger RNA, 414 nt
Organism: Dibothriocephalus latus
Lineage: Eukaryota; Metazoa; Platyhelminthes; Cestoda; Diphyllobothriidea; Diphyllobothriidae
Source: the annotation of a GenBank genome assembly